AUGUAUCCAAGAAGAUUUCCAGAUCCAAACAAUCAGAUAAUUUAGAAAAUUGAAGACCCCUUUUAACUCCCACUGUUAGAAGUACUCUAUAAGAUCAAAGUAGUUAAUUCUCUUGUUAAAAGUGAACUUCACUUGACUUAUCUAAAUGAAUCUGAUAAAAGCCAGGAGAUAACAUUGGAGACGCCAACAAAUUACGAUCUAGUAAUCUCGAAAUUGAAAAUAAAAAUUGGGGAUAAUGAAAUUGAAGCUCAAAUUUAAGAUAAAGAAAAGGCAAGAGAGAAAUACGAAGAUGCUAUAGCAAGUGGUAAUUAAGCAGGACUAAUGCUAUAUAAGGAUGAUUAGGAAGAUGUGCUUUAACUUAAUCUAGGUAAUGUUUUACCUAAUCAAAUGAUCCAGGUAGAGAUUGAAACACUUGAGAUGACUAAAGCUUUCGAAGGUGCCUAUCAGUUGAAUAUUCCUAAGUCUAUGAUAUUUCUGCUCACUGAAAAUAGGGAUACCAGCAAGUUGAUAGUAGAAAUUGCUACAUCCUCAAAGAUAACGGAACUUUUUUGUCAGAAAACUUUAUAAAUUAGCCAUGAUUAAUAAAAUGAAGAUAGCAGUCAUGUUCUUAUAGAGCUAGAUAAAGGUGUAGAAAUAGCUGAACAAGAUAUUGAUAUAUACUACAGAACUAAUGAUUCAGAUAAACCAAAAGCAUUAUACUAGGUUAAUUAGGACAGAGUUGCACUAAUGUUUUAACUUUUGCCUAGUUUUUUGCCAGAACCCUAAGAAUCUGAUAUCUAAAUAUACCGAGAUGAAUUGCCACAAGAUAUGGAUGUGGACCCAAGACUUCUUAAGAAGUUUUUAGUUGUGUUCCUUGUUGAUAGAAGCGGAUCAAUGAGUGGUGAAAAGAUGAAAAUAACCAAUCAAGCAUUAGUACUCUUUUUGAAGUCUUUGCCAACAAAUAGCACCCUCUUUUAAAUUAUUUCAUUUGGAACGAGGUAUGAUACUAUUAAAUAGGAAAAUGAUGAGGAUAAAAAAAUUGACUGCACUCCUUAUGAAUAUAACCAAGAGAACCUUGACUUUGCUUGCGCUAAGGUUGAAUAAUUUAGUGCUAAUAAGGGUGGAACUAAUAUCUUUGAUCCAUUAAAAGCUGCUUUUGAAAUAUAAAUUCCAGAUGGUUACUCAAAGUAAAUAUUUCUACUUACAGAUGGCUAAAUUUAAGACUCACAGAAGUGCUUUGAAUAAAUUAAAUAAAAGUUAGGGAAACUGACUUAGAUUCAUACUUUUGGUAUUGGAAAUGACUGUGAUACUAGAUUGGUUUCACAAAUAGCAAUGCUUGGUGAUGGUUAAUGCACCAUUUUAAAGAAUCAAGAAAUUCCAUAAUUAAGACAAAAAGUAGUGGCGACUUUAGCUACAUCAAUAUCUCCUAAGUUUAAGAAUAUCAAAUCUGAUCUAAUAAUCUAAUAUCCAAUUUUAAUUAAUAGCUCUAACUUACCUGCUAAUGAUACCACAAUAGCCAGAAGCUAGUUAUUUGCCUAGUUUUACGUAUUAGAUUAGAAGAGCUUUGAUGAAUCUGAUCAAGAUUUAGCUUUUGAAUUAUCUUUCGACGAUCCAUAAAAUAGCUAAUAGACUAAAAUUGUACUUUUUAAAAAGGAUUUUAAGAACUUAGAAGAGGAUGGGUCUUAAAUAGAAAAACUGGCUGCUCAUUUUCACUUGAAAUAACUUGACAGAAAUAAUUUAUUCAAAGAUAUUGUCUAAGUUUCAAUAGAUUAUCAGGUCCUAAGUCAAUAGACAGCAAUGAUAGCAGUCCAUAAAAAUCAAGAUAAAGAUAUGUAGUCUAGUGAAAUGGAGAAAUAAUUGAUUGACCUCGUAAAUAGAGAAAACUAAGAUAGAUUGAGAAUUCUUAGAAGCUAUGAUUAUUCUCAGUAUUUAUAAUUAAACAUGGUUAUAGCACCUUAAGCUUAUGCUCAAACAUCUGCCUUUGCAUAUUAAGGAAACAGUUUUGACAGUUUGUCUAAAACUAAAUGUAAAAAGAGAUCAAUAAACUAAAGAGAUAUAUCAAGAUCUAAUUCAAGAGAUAGAGAUAGAAAUAGAAACAGUGGAUCUCAUAUGUUAUCUUAUUCAUAAACGAAUUAAAGAGGAGGCUUAGGAGGUGCUAUUAGAGGUGGUAGAGGAGGCUUUGCUGGUGCUAUUAGUGGUGGUAGAGGAGGCUUUGCAGGUGCUAUUAGUGGUGGUAGAGGAAGAGGUAGACCAAGACGAAAUACAGGAGGAGGAGCAAUUAAUUUAGAUUUUAUGUGUCAGGAUUAUGAAGAGGAUGAAGAUUUAUCAUAUGAUUAGCACCUAGAAAAUCAUUAGUUUAAGAGAAAUAAAGUAAAAGGGUCCUCAAAUGAAGAAAUUAAAGAUGAAUUUUAAACAAAGAAUAAAGAAUAAACAAUUAAUAAGGAUAGAGAUAGCAUACUUUAACAAAUCUAUAAGGACUAAACAAUAGAUGGCAGAUGGAGAGAAGAAAAAAUUGUUUUCCAAAUGAUGAACAAAUUUGAUACAAACAAGUUUAAAGUCGAAGUUCUAAAAAUCAUUGAGAAUUAAAACAAUGGUCAAAAUGUUAAUGUUGAUCUUAUUUGGGUGACAAUUGCUAUCCUAUUAAUAUUAGCUCAUUCAUACAGUUCUUCAUAAUAAGAGUGGCAACUUAUUGCUAAAAAGGGAAAAACAUUCAUUAAAAAUAAUGGAGUUAAAAACCCAGAUUAAUUAAUCAAAGAACUAUUGUUGGUUUGUUCUUUUGAGAAUUGA
Molecule: messenger RNA, 2766 nt
Organism: Stylonychia lemnae
Lineage: Eukaryota; Ciliophora; Spirotrichea; Sporadotrichida; Oxytrichidae
Source: the annotation of a GenBank genome assembly